AUGGCCGAAGAGAAAGAAAUCUACAUCACUUCCGUCUCGUACGGUUACGUUUUAGCAUGGCAGUCUGCUGGUAGCCCAAGCUACGCCGUCGUGCAAGUGCGCGACCCUACUAGCAAAGCCCAGCGUUGGGUUGUGGAGCCAAGCGAUGAGAAGAAUGUGGUCGCCCUCAGAAACGCGGCGAAUGGCGGAUACCUGAAUACCCAAGAGGCAAAGAACUUCGGCAAAGUAGCAGUUGGAGCGAAACAGCUAUGGCGGAUCGAUAGCCCAGACUUCGUUCAUGCGCAAGGUGGAGUUCGGUUACAACCACAGUCUUUCGACAAGUACUUCCUCAACCACGAUGGCCCUCAUCGGACGAAUUUUGGCGACCGAGGGCAAAAAGCCCAUAUGUGGCAAUGGCAAGUCGCGAUAGCGGAGGUGAGCAGGCAACGAUGGGAGAUUAAUAGUGUUUGGUAUUUAGGAACGACUGGAGAUUUCGAUGCUUUGGGUGCGGCGACGGGGCAGGCAAGUGCUUCGAAUGAGGAGUCGGAGAAGAAGAUCAAGGAUCCCGAGGCGCGGGAAGCAGCCAUUUCGAGCCGGGAGAGCGAUGUGCAGAAGAAGGAUAAGCAGGUACAAGAUAAGGAGGCUGAUUUGGCCAAGAAGAACAAGCAGGUGGAAGACAAGGAGGCUGAGAUGGCCAAGAAGGAUAGUAAGCAGCAAGAAGAUUUGAGUGCUCGGCAGAAGGAGUUGCAGGAUAGGGAGACUAAGCUGGCAAGUGAGGAGGAGAAGCAGAAGAAGAAGAAUGAGGAGGAUACCAAGCAGUUAUCUGAGCGGGAGAAAGACCUCGCUGAGCGAGAGAAGUCAGCGAAGGAGAAUAAUGGCAAGGCGCAAGACUAUGAGCAGAAGCUUAAGGAUCUCGAAGCAAGAGAGCAGGGCCUGGCGUCGAAAGAGAAAGACUCUGCUGAGUCCAACAAGUCCAAGCAAGAAGAGAUCCAAGCACGAGAGACCAAGCUAGUGGAUGAAGAGAAGAGGCGAGUGGGGGAGGCCGAGGAGAAGGCCAAGGACGUACAGAAGCGUGAAAGUGAUCUCGAGGAGCGAGAGAGGCAAUCGAAGGAGGCUGAUGAGAAGCUCAAGGACUUACAGGAGCGUGAAAGUAAUCUCGAGGAGCGGGAGAAGCAACUAAAGGAGCGGGAGAGCGCAGCCAGCAAAACUACGUCUUCUGGUGGCGAUGCCGAGAAGACACCAGACUCCCGCGCCAAUCAGUCUAAACCCAGAUCUGCACAGAAGACUACGACCAAUGGCGCGACUUCAGAUCCUCGGGACGACCAGCUCAAGGCUAUGCACGAGCGGCUGGAUAAUUUGGAGAAGCAGGUCAAUGGGAAGAGCGAGGCCAGUGGCGACUCUGCUGGUAAGAAUUCGUGUGAUCAUAAGAUUAGUCGGCCCCCUAAGAAGCUUGAGAGGAAGGUAGUGGGGUAUGUUUAUGCGCCUAAGGAGUGA
Messenger RNA from Recurvomyces mirabilis, 1473 nucleotides. RefSeq lists its product as uncharacterized. The record is from RefSeq and is a predicted model, not a curated record. Lineage: Eukaryota; Fungi; Ascomycota; Dothideomycetes; Mycosphaerellales; Teratosphaeriaceae. The transcript has 5 exons. The coding region runs from base 1 to 1473 and encodes 490 amino acids.